AUGUUCUACAAGAAGGGGUUGUUGGCGGCUGCGCUUGCCGCGCAAACAUGCGCCGCGUCGGUGUCCCAGGCCCGCGACGAUAACGCGAAGUGCAAAAAGACCACGGUCGCAAUUCUGGGAGGUGGAAUGGCUGGUGUCGCCGCCGCACAAGCGUUGUCGAACUCGUCCAUUCACGAUUUCGUGAUAAUUGAGUAUCGCGACACCCUCGGUGGACGUGUUGCACAUACAGACUUUGGCAAGGCCCCCAAUGGCAAACCCUACACGGUGGAGCUGGGAGCCAACUGGGUGCAAGGACUUGGAUCUCCUGGCGGUCCUGAGAACCCCGUUUGGACCUUCGCGAAGAAGUGGAAUCUAAAAAACACUUACUCCGACUAUAGCUCGAUUCUCACGUACAACGAGACCGGCUAUGUGGACUACUCAUCCCUGUUGGAUGAGUUCGAGAACUUAUAUAACGAUGCCUCCGAAGCAGCGGGAGUCCUCCUGACCCAGAAUGGUCAGGACCAGACAGCUCGCACCGGUUUCGCCCUGGCUGGAUGGCGGCCUAAGAUAGAUGACAUGGCCCGGCAGGCAGUCGAGUGGUGGGAGUGGGACUGGGAGGAUGCCUACGCGCCCGAUGAAAGCUCGUUCAUCUUCGGCGUCGCCGGCGAAAACUUGACUUUCAACCAGUUCAGCGACGAAAACAACUUCGUCUGGGACCAGCGCGGUUACAGUCGAAUUAUCAUCAAGGAGGCCUCGACCUUCCUCAAGGACAACGACCCGCGUGUCCAGUUCAACUCGAUCGUCACCAACGUCACCUACUCCGACGACGGCGUGACCAUCUACAAGGAGGACGGCAGCUGCGUGUCCGCCGCCUACGCCAUUUGCACCUUCUCGCUGGGCGUGCUCCAGAACAACGCCGUCUCCUUCAGUCCCAAGUUCCCAGACUGGAAGAAGACCGCCAUCGAGAAGUUCACCAUGGGCACGUACACCAAGAUCUUCCUGCAAUUCAACGAGACCUUCUGGCCGCGCGACACACAGUAUUUCCUCUAUGCGGAUCCCACCACCCGCGGCUACUACCCAGUCUGGCAAUCCCUCUCCGCACCCGGCUUCAUCCCCGAGUCAAACAUCAUCUUUGUCACCGUCGUCUCGCAAGAAGCCUACCGCGUGGAGCGCCAAUCAGACGAGCAAACCAAGGAGGAAGUCAUGGCCGUCCUGCGCCAGAUGUACCCGGACCUCGACAUUCCCGAGCCAACCGCAUUCAUGUACCCGCGCUGGUCCACAACACCCUGGGCGCACGGCAGCUACUCCAACUGGCCGCCAUCCACCACGCUUGAAAUGCAUGAGAACCUGCGGGCGAACGUGGACCGGCUCUGGUUCGCGGGCGAGGCCACCAGUGCGGAGUACUUUGGCUUCCUGCACGGUGCGUGGUUUGAGGGCCGGGAUGCGGCCGAGCAGAUUGCGGCGCUGCUGGGCGAUAAAUGUGCGAAUAUCUCGGAUACCUCAGAGGACUGUGGGAACCGCCGGUAUUAUGAGAAGUUGUAUGGUAGUUCGCCGCUGGCAGAUUAUAGUGUCUUUGAUGGGUGGUCCGUGAGCAGCUUUUACGAAAGCAGCUGA
This is a messenger RNA of Penicillium canariense, 1593 nucleotides long. RefSeq lists its product as uncharacterized. The coding region runs from base 1 to 1593 and encodes 530 amino acids. Gene Ontology annotation, molecular function: oxidoreductase activity. The transcript is spliced from 6 exons. Lineage: Eukaryota; Fungi; Ascomycota; Eurotiomycetes; Eurotiales; Aspergillaceae. The record is from RefSeq and is a predicted model, not a curated record.